AUGGAGCCGCCUGUUGAUAUGAAAGAUCGCCUUCUUGCAUCAUACAACGCGAUUGCACCAGCAUACAACACCUGGACAGCGCGCCACAACCAACUUCGUCUGACUUAUCUUGACAAGCUUCUCCAUUCCUGCCUAGAACUAGUUUCAACUGGUGUUAUAGCGAAGAAGCAAGUCCUUGAGCUUGGAUGCGGUUCUGGAAGUCCUUUCACCUCAACUCUGCUCGCUCGAGCACCGUCUGUACACGUGCACGCCAACGAUCUCUCCGAUGUUCAACUAGAUCUCGCUCGACAAAACCUAGCUGCGUAUCAGGAUCGUGUCGACUUUCAUCCCGGCGACAUGAUGAAACUAGACUUUGAACCUGGUUCUCUCACAGCAGUCGUCGCCCUGUACAGCAUUAUUCACUUGCCACAAGAAGAACAGAGAGAGAUGAUACGGCGAAUCGGUAGUUGGCUUGCUCCAGGUGGUGUCUUUCUGUCAACGUUUGGUACUAAUGAGGCGUCAGCCAUCAUCAAUGAGAGGUGGCUAAACGAAAAAGGAUGGAUGUUUUGGAGUGGGCUUGGGAAGGAAGUCGUCAUGAAGGCGUUGACUGAAGAAGCUGGGCUGGAAGUUCAACAUGCCGUUUUGGAAGAAGAUGCAGAUGAUAGGUUUAUAUGGAUUAUUUCCAGAAAGGUUAGUACAUAA
This is a messenger RNA of Fusarium tjaetaba, 681 nucleotides long. Its product is annotated as methyltransferase. The record is from RefSeq and is a predicted model, not a curated record. Bases 1 to 681 code for a protein of 226 amino acids. Lineage: Eukaryota; Fungi; Ascomycota; Sordariomycetes; Hypocreales; Nectriaceae. The transcript has a single exon.